Gadus morhua (Atlantic cod) is the source of this 2978-nucleotide messenger RNA. It is a transcript of the gene msh2, whose product is annotated as mutS homolog 2 (E. coli). Gene Ontology annotation, cellular component: nucleus; MutSalpha complex. The transcript has 16 exons. The record is from RefSeq and is a predicted model, not a curated record. Gene Ontology annotation, biological process: mismatch repair; somatic recombination of immunoglobulin genes involved in immune response; mitotic recombination. Bases 49 to 2847 code for a protein of 932 amino acids. Lineage: Eukaryota; Metazoa; Chordata; Actinopteri; Gadiformes; Gadidae. Gene Ontology annotation, molecular function: ATP binding; ATP-dependent DNA damage sensor activity; mismatched DNA binding.
GAAACGUAACUUCCGGUCUGCCAUAGCGUACUGGCGGGAGUUUCCAGCAUGGCGGUGCAGCCGAAGCAGAAUCUGUCUAUGGACAGCGCAGCUGAACAUGGCUUUCUUAACUCUUACUUCUCCAUGCCGGAGAAACCAGACACCACUUUCCGAGUGUUCGAUCGCAAUGAUUACUAUACCGUGCAUGGUAAAGAUGCUCUAUUCGCUGCGAAGGAGGUUUUCAAGACGAACGGGGUCAUCAAGAAUCUGGGCUCAGGGACCCGCAAGUUGGAGAGCGUUAUCCUCAGCAAGCUCAACUUUGAAGCCUUCGUGCGGGACCUGCUGCUGGUGAGGCAGUACCGAGUGGAAGUUUACAAGAACCACAGCAAGAACAGCAGGGAGCACGAUUGGAGAAUUGCCUUCAAGGCUUCUCCCGGCAACCUGACCCAGUUUGAGGAGAUCCUGUUUGGGAGUGGGGCCGGUGCAGAGGGCUGCGCCGGGGUCGUGGCGGUGAAGCUGGGCACGGGCGCCGACGGACAGCGCGUGGUGGGCGUCGGCUACGUGGACGCCGCCCAGAGGACCAUGGGGGUGUGCGAGUUCCCGGACGGCGAGAUCUUCUCCAACCUGGAGUCCCUGCUGGUCCAGAUCGGCCCCAAAGAGUGUCUCCUCGCGCAGGGGGACGGGAACAGCGACGGCGCCAAGCUCAAGGAGGUGGUGCAGCGUGGGGGUGUCCUGGUGUCUGACAGGAAGAAGGCGGAGUUCAGUAGUAAGGACAUGGUGCAGGACCUCAACCGGCUCCUGAGGACCAAGAAGGGGGAGACGGCCGCCAGCAACACCCUGCCCGAGCUGGACAAGCAGGUGGCCAUGUCGUGCCUGGCUGCCGUAGUCCGCUACCUUGAGCUCCUGUCUGACGAGUCCCACUUCAACUCCUUCAGCCUGACGCCUCUGGAGCUCGGCCAGUACAUGAGGCUGGACAACGCUGCCGUGCAGGCCCUCAACCUCUUCCAGGGUUCACCCGACGACACCAGCGGAGCUCAUUCAUUGGCCGGUCUUCUGAACAAGUGCCGCACCCCUCAAGGCCAGCGAUUGGUCAACCAGUGGAUCAAGCAGCCACUGAUGGACAGGACCAGGAUAGAGGAGAGGCUGGACCUUGUGGAGAGCUUCGUGUGCGACUCUGAGCUGCGGCAGACGUGCCAGGAGGACCUGCUGCGCCGCUUCCCUGACCUCCACCGGCUGGCCAAGAAGUUCCACAGGCACUCGGCCACGCUGCAGGACUGCCACCGCGUGUACCAGGCCGUGGGACACAUCCCCGCCCUGGUGCAGGCCCUGGACAGAUACUCUGGCAGCUACCAGGUUCUGCUGGAGGCGUCGUUUAUCACCCCGUUCCGAGACAUGGAGGCGGACUUCAGCAAGUACCAGGAAAUGAUUGAGACCACGCUCGACAUGAACCAGGUGGACCACCAUGAGUUCCUGGUGAAGGCCUCGUUCGACCCGGUGCUCAGUGAGCUGCGGGAGACCAUGGAUGCGCUGGAGAAGAGCAUGCAGGCGGUGCUGGGGGCGGCAGCAAGGGACCUGGGCCUGGACGCCGGCAAGACGGUGAAGCUGGAGUCCAACGCCAUUCUGGGCUUCUACCUCAGGGUCACCUGCAAGGAGGAGAAGAGCCUGAGGAACAACAAGAAGUACACCACGCUGGACGUCCAGAAGAACGGCGUGCGCUUCACCAACGGCAAGCUGAGCUCGCUAAACGAGGACUACAAGAAAAACCGGGAGGAGUACGAGGAGGCCCAGAAUGCCAUCGUCAAGGAAAUAAUCACCAUCGCCUCAGGCUACGUGGACCCCCUGCAGGCGCUGAGCGACGCCACGGCCCAGCUGGACGCGGUGGUGAGCCUUGCGGCGGCGGCGGUCUCGGCGCCCGUGCCCUACGUCAGGCCCCGCCUCCUGGCGCCGGAGGAGCCGCGGCGGCUGGAGCUGCGGCAGGCGCGCCACCCCUGCAUGGAGACGGACGCCGACGCGGCCUUCAUCCCCAACGACAUCAGCUUCACCCGCGGCGAGAAGAGCUUCUACAUCAUCACAGGGCCCAACAUGGGGGGCAAGUCCACCUUCAUCCGGCAGGUGGGCGUGGUCGCGCUCAUGGCUCAGAUCGGCAGCUUCGUGCCGUGCGAGAGCGCCGAGCUGCACGUGGUGGACAGCGUCCUGGCCCGGGUGGGUGCCGGGGACAGCCAGGUCAAGGGGGUGUCCACCUUCAUGUCGGAGAUGCUGGAGACCGCCGCCAUUCUGAGGUCGGCCACGGAGGACUCCCUCAUCAUCAUCGACGAGCUGGGCCGCGGCACCUCCACCUACGACGGCUUCGGCCUGGCGUGGGCCAUCAGCGAGCACGUGGCCUCGCGCAUCGGCUGCUUCUGCCUGUUCGCCACGCACUUUCACGAGCUGACGGCGCUGGCCGCGCAGUACCCCGCCGUGCGCAACCUGCACGUCACGGCGCUCACCGCCCAGGGCACGCUCACCAUGCUGUACCGCGUGAAGCCAGGUGUGUGCGACCAGAGUUUCGGGAUCCACGUGGCCGAGUUGGCCUGCUUCCCGCCAUCUGUGGUUGCCAUGGCGAAAGAGAAGGCGGCAGAGCUAGAGGAGUUUCAGGAGCCUGCAGAUGAGGAGGCGGGGCCUGAUGCCAAGAAACGCUGCACAGACAAGCUGGCCGGCGAGAACAUGAUCCAGGACUUCCUGGAGCAGGUGAAGUCACUCCCUGCCGCCACCAUGAGCGACGAUGAGCUGAAGGCAAAGCUCCGGAGCAUGAAAGAGGAGUUGAUGACCAAAAACAACGGUUACAUCUGCGAUAUUCUGGCCAAUUGUGGGCCAGCCAUCAAGAGUUAGAUGAACAGGGCAGAUGUUUUGUUUCAGUCCGUCGCCUGUAUAUAGCGUUAACGUAGAGAAACCUGAGUUACAGCUUUUGUCAUUUAGAACUGUAGGUUAUGAAAUAAAGAACCAUGAUGCUUCUCCCUUCA